Molecule: messenger RNA, 2698 nt
Organism: Solenopsis invicta (red fire ant)
Lineage: Eukaryota; Metazoa; Arthropoda; Insecta; Hymenoptera; Formicidae
Gene: PIG-S
Product: GPI transamidase component PIG-S
Exons: 11
Coding region: 273-1949 (558 amino acids)
Biological process (GO): attachment of GPI anchor to protein
Cellular component (GO): GPI-anchor transamidase complex
Source: RefSeq, a predicted model, not a curated record
UAUGGUGAGUAUUGGUCAGUAUUGGUAGUAUAGAAGUUGUGUGUCGGUAUGACAGGUUUUCUAACCUGAAUAAUCUUCAAUUUUAACGAUUAAUAUCUUGAUUCGCGAUGCAAAGUAACGCUUAUUUCUAUUAGAUUUUUUUGUUUCGCGCCAAAACGCAUCAAAUAAGCCUAAUUUCAUCAGCAUUAUAGGUGAGGAUUCUGAACUGUAUAAUUACCCGUUAAAUGUUUCCUGACUUCGAACACCUAGCCUCUCCGUAAAACUCUGGUGAAAUGGAAAAAAUUGAAAGUAUUGAUCAUGAUUUUAACAUAGAUGAAAAAUACAGAGUGUACGCAAGCGUGUCAUUUGCAGUAUUAUUAUUGGGUAUUGGUGUGCCUCUGUGGUGGCAAACUACAACAGUACCCCGGGUUACACUUCCUUACACUGGAAUUGACGAAUUGUCGCAACUGGACAUUAAAAUUACCACAAAAAUCACUAUUGCAGCACUCUCACACAAUCGUGCCGAGUUGCUCGCACAUGAGAUCAAACGAACAUUCGCAAAUGCUGAAAUAUAUCAGUUGAACGUAGAGUAUCAGGUAAUUUCCAAUAAUCUCCUGGCGUCCGUUUUCGUGUAUCAUGAGCUUGAAAAGGUGGCUGCGACCUUCGAUUUGGAUGUAGGUAACUUACUACUGUUGGAAGCGACAAAUUUGAAUGACGCUGUUCUGGUUGGUUCCAAUAGAACGCUAUAUUUUUCUACAGAAACCAGCAUUGCUACAUUGAUACAAGUAUUGUCAGAAUGGAUUCUGCAUGAUAAGUCACUGGCGCUGACAAAAAAUGCGCUUGCGGAGCCUACCAUGUAUAGCUUGGACGAGGAAAAUAGAAGACGAUUCCCAGCCAGUCCAGCAUACGAUGUUCUAAUCACCUUAGUUAAUCCUGAUCCUCAAAAGCUAAAAAUUGAUUGGAAUCUUAAGACAGUAACUGAAGAGUACAUGCAACCAUUUCUAGACGAGCUGUCUAUCUUGAGUAAUUUUUCGGUCAAAUCGCAGUGGUUGUACUUAUUGCCGUUAGACAUGAACCCCAGACGUGUACCCGACAGCAGUCCGAGCCGCAGGCAUUUUGCUUUACGUGAGAGCGUUCUGCCACAACUUGUGACGCCAUUGGAAAAGAAAUUAGCGUCGCAGGUUAGUCUUCAUCCAUGUAUCAAUUUAGUCGUUUAUAUGGUACCGUGUGACAGUGCGCCUCUACAUAUCUACACUCGCAGCGGGCAUAGAUCACGAACGGACAGCAACGUAGAAGCUUUUCUUUCUCCGAGAUGGGGUGGCGUGGUUUUGAUUAACCCACCAUCAGAGAUUUGCGAUAACGCGCGAGAGGAUGAAGCGGUUACUGUCAUUCCUGAGGAAACUGCUAUAGUAGGCACAUUUUUGGCACAGCUCAGACUACUGCUAGGUAUCCCAGAAAUGAAAUCUAUUAAUGGGGCGACGGCAGUGCCAUUGGUAGGGUUGAAAUCACGCGACUGGGAAAUUGAUUCCUUGUUGAGAUUUCGCACUGUCGAACAAUUAACUUCAGCCAAAUUAACUUUACAAUCACUGGCACGACUACUCAAAGAGAUUAGCAACAUCGUUAUCACAGAUAUAGUGGGAAACAGAAUCAACACCGCCCUCGAUCUAGUGCACGAGUCCGCUGAACAUCUACGACGAGGCGAUCUCGAACGUAGUUUCAUACUUAGCAAAGAAGCUUUCAUUAUUUCUGAGGCGGCCUUUUCCGACCCGACACUCUUAGCGCUUCUUUACUUUCCAGAGGAUCAAAAGUACGCCGUGUACAUUCCUCUUUUUCUACCAGCUAUGAUACCGGUGUUGUUAUCACUUAAAAAUAUACGAAGAUACUAUUUCCCUGGAAAGAACAGUACAGAAAAAAAGGCAGAUCAUAGAGAAAGUAAAAAUAAUGAAGACAAUAAACUGAAAGUCGAAUAACAGCUACUUAUCCAAAUGACAAUAUACUACAUCCAUACAAUCGUACGAUUGCUCGUUCGAAAUCAUAUUGAUCCAAAAAUAAUGUAUGGCAAUAAUAAUAAUAAUAAUAAUAAUAAUAAUAAGUAAAUAAUUUUAUGCGAGGCCUCUUGUCUAUGGUUUUCUUCACACGUAUGUAGCUCGUUAAAUACAUCGUAUUUCGAGUCCUUUAAUACAAUUGGGAUAUAACACAAAAGGCCUAUUUAAGGGAAUGCUGAACCAAAGGUCGAACUCCGAUGAUGUCAAUAAUACAAAUUUCUUUUUUGACCGAGAGUUGACUGGCAGGUGAUCGCGUGCGGGACAAAAAGACACAAUGGAACCCUCAGGAAGAGUUUGAACACAGAGGACGAGCUUGGCGCGUAGUCCAAUCAAGUGAGCUGCCAGUGCCAUAAUGGCGACGCCGCGCGAAUGCUGCGGCACUAUCAACAGGAUCAGUCGUGAAUUCUUUAUCUUCUGCAAUUCCUGCGGCAAUAUCCGUACAUUGUACUCAUUCAAGUUUGGGCGAUACAGAGACAAUCUCAUGGACCUGGAAGAUUGUAGAUGAAACCACGACCAUGUUGAAUUUGGUGAAAUGUGAUUAUCCAGGAUUGCUUUUACUCAAAUUUUGUAAAAGAAACUCUGAGAAUUUUCGAAUUUUCCAGGAAUUCUAUUUAAUCAGGUAAAAUUAGAAAAUUUUUUAAUGCAACUUUGAAAAAAAAAUUCAUUUUACUAUA